GGUCGGCCUCCCCCAGUGCCAGCCCAGCCCCUCACAUGCCUCUCACGAAGACGGGGCCAACAGAUGACCCAGAGGUGUUCCUCGAUCUUUUUGAGAAGACGGCCGAGGCAUGUGGGUGGUCGACAGACAGCUGGCCGGUCCGGGUCAUCCCGUUGCUGUCGGGGGAGGCCCAGAAGGCUGCCCAACAACUGCCCGUCCCGAACCUCCUGGUGUAUGCCGAUUUAAAAAGAGCCAUUCUCCAGAGGGUCGGCCUCAGCCCCGAGCAACACCGUCAGCGCUUCCGGUCGCUGGAACUGACCGAAGCGGGCCGACCCUUUGUCUUGGCACAGCAGCUCCGGGACUCGUGCCGCAAAUGGCUGUUGGCCGGAGAAAGCGACGCCGAGACCAUCAUCAGCAAGGUGGUACUGGAGCAGUUCAUCUCCCGUCUCCCAAAGAGGACCGCCCAGUGGGUCCAGUGCCACCUCCCGGCGUCGCUGGAUCUGGCCAUUCAACUGGCGGAGGAUCAGCUGGCGGCGUGCUCCGGGGUCGGCGAGGCCCUUCCAUCUAUCUCUCUCUCUCUCUCUUCCCCUGUCUCUCUCUCCUCCCCUGCCCCAAAACCUGUCCCUCUCCCUAGGUCCCGAUGGGCUGGGCCACCAAGGGCCGCCCCCCGCUGGAGGACGGGGAUGGACCCAGCAGCUGGGGCACGAGGCCCGACCUGGGGAAUGGGAUCACCGCGCCGGGAGGGGUCCGAGGAGCCUCCUGCUGCUUCCCCACGCCAAUCGCCUGACCCACUUCCUGCCACUAGGGCGGCGGGGAGGCCCGACGACCCGCAGGCUGCCCCCGAUCAAGCCGGGUUGUACCAAAUACCCUGAUUGGCAUGGGGAACCGGUAUUUAAGCCGGCUGAGGACCGGCGAGAAGAGAGAGAGGGCUGGGGACUUGUGGGAGUGAGAAGCUGUGGAGCUACGAAACCCAAAGAUAGGAAGACUACAAUAGUGCGAAGUAGAAAAAAACUGUGAACUGCAUGCGCAUGUGGCGCGAUUGUUUAUUUGUUUUUAUUGUUUUGUGUUAAAUAAAGUACCCCACGAGCCUCAGCACGCCGACCCCGGUCUCCUUCCUCUUUACUUGAACGAACUUUGUUACACUA
This is a messenger RNA of Cyprinus carpio (common carp), 1124 nucleotides long. RefSeq names its product zinc finger and SCAN domain-containing protein 25-like. The transcript is spliced from 2 exons. The coding region runs from base 36 to 851 and encodes 271 amino acids. NCBI's taxonomy places the organism in Eukaryota, Metazoa, Chordata, Actinopteri, Cypriniformes, Cyprinidae. The record is from RefSeq and is a predicted model, not a curated record.